Molecule: messenger RNA, 4779 nt
Organism: Aspergillus alliaceus
Lineage: Eukaryota; Fungi; Ascomycota; Eurotiomycetes; Eurotiales; Aspergillaceae
Product: mediator of RNA polymerase II transcription subunit 12
Exons: 8
Coding region: 1-4779 (1592 amino acids)
Biological process (GO): regulation of transcription by RNA polymerase II
Cellular component (GO): mediator complex
Molecular function (GO): transcription coregulator activity
Source: RefSeq, a predicted model, not a curated record
AUGAUACCUCAUUCUUCUGCCGGCGUCCAAUCGUGGGGUCAUCCCCUGCGCGCCGUUACCAGCGGCUCUGGACGUGUGGAUGCAUCUCAAACCGUGAGACCGUCUGACCCUCAGCCCGAGAAGCUACCGACAACUGUACCGCCGCCGCAAACUAGACCGCCGGCAGUCAUUGACCUUACAACGAGUGGUGGUGAUGCGCAAGAAAUAGAGCCCCCGCCAAAAAAGCUUCGGUUGGAUCUACCUACGGCACCUUCCGCCCGAGAUGUGAGCCCUGCGCCGGGGAGCGGUGGAGAGCUGAGAAGUACGCCAGGAACGGGGGGUUCAAAACCUUCGCUCUCUUGGCGCAAUCGGCCUGUAUGGUCGUUCCAGGCUAUGCUAUCAGAGGUCCCAGGGAGUAAUGCGAGGAAUGAGGAAGAUGCGGCAGCUGUCACGCAGGGAGGAAAACCAGCAUCGCCGCCUCCUUUGCCCGGCUUGCCUUGGAAGUAUGCCCCCUCGGAGUCGUUGGGAAGUAAUAAUUCAACGUCACGAGCCUGUUCGCCCGGGAAGGAAGUACAGACGACCCCCUAUCGUAUUGAGAUACCUUCAGUCGCACCUGUGCUUAAAGGAGAGAAGGUUGCGGAUUUCUCACCGUGGACUGGAAAUCACCCUGAAGAUGUCCUCAACGAACAGACGGCAAAGCAGGGGCACUAUGACCGCACACAGGUGUCUCAAAAUGAGUCAAACACCGCACGACCCUCGUUAUACGCACAGUUGAAACAUCGCUCCGGUUUGCAAAUGCUUUCUUCCGUUUUUGCUGCGGCUCUUGAGAAAAGACAGAACCAUAGCCUGGUUACGGCGCCAUCGACCUUCAAACCCCCACCACGGGUGACCCUAACAGAUAACAAACGCGAGGCCUGGCUUCGUGACCUGGCAAAUCCGUCUGUCCCCUUACGCAAGUUAAGUCGAACGAUUCCCCACGGCAUCCGGGGAAAGGCUCUUCUAGAUCAAUGCCUGAACAAAGGCAUCCCAGUCGGCCGAGCUGUGUGGCUGGCAAAGUGUGUUGGUGCUAACGAAAUCCGUGCGUUCAAAAGAAAAGGCACGAGUGGUACACUAGCGCUGGGCCUAGAAGCAAAAUGGGUCCGUGACUGGACAACGACCGUUCAGCACUUCUUAGAAGGUGUAGUAGGUACCUGUGGGUCUGCGCAAUGGAAAACGAAGAUGACAUAUGCGGUGAGCUUGACUGCUCGCUUGUUCUUUGAGCGUCUACUAGACCACGACCAGUACCUUGGAUGGUUCUUAUCCUCACUGGAGGCUGCGCCAGUCAGUACAGUUCCAGUUUGGCUUUUGAUGCUAGGUAUAUAUUGGGAUAAUCUCAUGCGGUACCGGAAGCGUGGGCGACGGCUCGCCGAGUUGCUGGUUGAGAAGUUACGCCAGGUCUCCCAACCAGAAAAUGUCGGACCCCUGCAGCCCCUCGUGGAUCGAUUAUCCCUUUAUAUCAGGAGACUUGUUCUCGAGCACACUUCGUCAGCCGUUCUUCCGAGUUCUUGGGAAAAGCACAAAGACCUUAUUUCUUCCUGUCUGGACUUGAAGGACAAUAUCCACAAAACGAUAUUUCAGAAUCUUUCCGAACGUAAUUCGCGGCUGCAGCUACCCAAGAAUCAUCAAGAGACAACCCAACGAUCACCACAACAACGUGUGAUUCAGUUAUUUGACUCUAUUCGCUCCGCUCAUGAUAUUUCAACUGCCUCGGUUGCAUGCCUGAAGACGAUAGAAGAUAAAGCUGUUCUCAUUUCCAAGCUUCUCGAGUGGGCGGCCACUCCGUUCCGUUAUGGUCUUUGCCGUGUAUAUACUGGCGUCCGCCUUCUGCGGAAGUGGAAGGCAUCUGGGGUCGAUAUUGACUCAUAUAUCCUUCCUUUCCUUGCUGAGGUUCGAAUGACUAGCACAUUAAACAUGGAGAAUAUCUACCAUAUCAUUUCGGAGCUAGUCCGAUCUCAGACAUUCUCUGUAGGUAGGUACCUGCAGUGGCUGAUGGCAAAAGGUGUCACGAGCAGCUCGCAGGCCGCAUCAGGCGAACUCUAUCUCUUAAAGCAACUACCUCCCAGUCGACUUCCGGACCAUAUGCGCAAUCUUCGCAACACGCUCCUCUAUCAGGCUGGAAUCCCGGUGUUGCAGGAGGAGUCAGCGAUCGCAGAGCUUAAACUAUCGAUUUCUCAACGCCUACCCGCUAUCUUCGGCGCUGAGAUGGGCAGUGCGAUGCCCAAUGAAUCGUCACAGCCGAACCCCACUUGGGCUGUCAAAUCUGAAAUCGGGCAGUGGAUUCGAUGCGGAGUUGCUGGGCACUGUCGCGAUUCACCUAGGAAAUUGUCCGGCGUGUCCGUUGCAAUUGACUCAGGUGUAUCUGCUCUCACUCCCGAUGAGUUUUAUAGGAUUAGGGAGAUCUUGGAGACCUUUGGUGAUCUCUCAAUGCUGGCAGAUAUACUGAAACAAGCUACACGCUGCAAUGAUGACGUUGUCCUAGCUUCUGUUGCCGAUACAAUCAACUAUCAUUUUGAUUGUUUCUGUGUAAUUGGUGCCACAUCUGAUCUAUUCAGGGGUCUUGUCGAGUCAUAUGCUCGUCUGAAGAGGCUAGGCACUGCAAGUUUGGACUUGCUUUUUUCACUCAUUGAACUAGGGCUCCGACUACCUAGUGAAUUUAACACCGUGGCUCUCUUGCGUCAGGAUCUUACUCGGAUAGAGAGCAAAUCAGCUUUAGCAGCCCCCUCCCCGCUCUCGGACAGCAUUCCCAUAACACUCACUGAUGUCGAUCCUGCAUUCCAGGAGAAGUUGAAUCAGCUUCUCUCAUCUGGAGGUGGCAUGGACGAGUCCACAAUGGAUACAGUCUUCUAUUCCCUUAUAAAGAUAUUGGAAAGCAGUGAGGCAGCCGCAAAGCUGCCCGCAAAUGAAACCGCUAGGUAUCUAGCUUAUGUGCGGCCUUUCCAUCCGAAGCAUUUCGACACUAUGUUGAUACGAUGGAUUUGUGGGCUUCUGAAAUCCUCCACUCAGCCUAUGUCUCGAAUACUUCCCCCUCUUAUCGGAGUUGGGUGCGUCACUAUACAUGCUUUUGUGUUUUUGGUGAAAAAGCUGUUGAAUUCGGGAGAAGUAGCUGCUGUAAUUCCUAACUUGGCCGGAUUGCGAGUGGACCUGCUUCAGCUUCUUGUUCCACCGGGGUCAGAGCAGUGUAGAUAUGCUGAUAUGGUUACAUACCGUUUCCAUCUUGCGCAACAUGAGUUCUUUGCGAAGCACCCCCAAGAAACGCUUGACAUCAUUUGCGAUGCGGUUGCGUCCGCCCAUUCGGAAGAGCAAAUAGCUGGACUCGUUCCAGGACAGCCCGACAUCACAGGUUGUGCGAUUAAAUUACUCGAUAUCCUUCUUACUCAGAAUCCGGAAGUCACGGCCCAAUACUGUCUGCAAGGCUUUGUUGGGAAGCACUCGGUAUCAACAAGCAUCUUGCAGAGGGCUCUUGAUCAUCUCUUGCGCUUUGACGCGCAUGCUGGUCCACCCUCAUUGUCCGAAGCUGAAAGGGUCGUCCGUAUGACUGAUGACUUUUCCCUUCCGUUUUGCCAGUUGAAACUCCAGAUGCUUUUCAACGCAGAAUCUGGUCAAAAUGUAGGAAAUGGUAUCGUAGAUGUGAUGUUCAAGGCCGCUGUAGAAGAUACCCGUUCAAAAGGAUCGAAUUGGAUUGGUUUUGUCGGCCUGAUGAGCCAAGAUGUAAUAAGACAGAUUCGAGAGCGUGCCGAACGAGCUCUCUUUUCAAUACCAUUAUUUGAAGAACAUCUUGAUGCCCAUGGACCCUCGACCACAGCCAAUAAUGCCAAGUCUCUAGAGACCGCGAAGUUAUACCUUACAAUUAUCGAGAAGCUUGCUUACAGCGUACCUGAUGGAGGUGUGCAAUCUGUGGCUCCUGUUCUUGUCGAGAGAAUGGACCUUCUACUCCACAAGCUUGUCAUCAUGCAAACCCAUCUCAACAAUGUCGCUACGAAUAAGCACAGUGCGACUACGAGUCAAAUACUUCAGUCCCGGUCGAACUUUGAGAGGGCACUCGCAUUCUGGUUCUCUGCUUUACUACGGAUGAUUGUGAUACAUCGAGCUGCAUUUAACGUACCAUCUCUGGCGCCUAAGCCCAGUAGCCCGCAGGAGCAGUCUCGCUUACUGAUCUCGAUUCUUUGCAUAUCGCUUGCACGUCUUCCGGACAGCGUGAUACGACUUUUCCCGGCAGCUGACUAUUUCCCUCACCCCGUACCAUCUCAGGGCUAUCAGCCCUGUCCAGGGAUUCUGCUUCAGACCCAUGCGUUGGACGUUGCAGCCUCGCUGAUCGACACAUUCCCAGAUGAUGCUCGGCAACAGUGCGCCCGUUUUCUCAAAGAAAAAUGUCCUCCCUUCGUUCAGUACCAAAACGACUCCCGAUUUAUCUACCUUCUCGGCCCCAUGAGUGAUUCAGCAUCACUAAAUAGCUUACAGCCUGCUUCUCUUCCAUCACCUGCAGCUGGUGGUUCUACUCCAACUCCAACCCCGUCGAGCGCUCUGCCGGGUGGUCUGUCUACUGCACAAACGCCUGCUACAGCCCCUGCAGGUACCUCAAUGGGACUCUCUGAAGGCAUUAAUUGCGUCGCCAGCCACCUCCGCCUUCAAUACCGGGGCCGUGUUAUGGGACCCUACCCAGUACGCCCUUGGGAGCUCCUUGAAGAUGCAGCACCCAUUGUUGGCGUGAACGAUACCGCAGUCAAUCUGAAAUACUUCGAUGCUCGGCGAGUCCGAGCUUAG